AUGACGAUGCCGGCUUCAUCCCAGCAUGCGCAUCCUGAGCACGCGCCGUCGGCUCUCAACCCCAGCAACUCCAGGCGCAGCUUCACGCUCCCCGCGCGCGCGAUACGGAGGACUGAGUCGGUGCCCGCGUCGAGGAACACGGCUGACGGCAUAGAGACGUUGUUCGUGUGCUCCAACUCCAAGAUCUUCUCCUUUACCACAGCCGGACCCGCUCGCCGGCUUUCGCCCUCCCGUUCAGGUGACACGUCGCAUCCGAUACCGUGGAAGACGCCUACAGAGCGCACACUCGCAGUCGGGGCUCUUCGCAUCUAUCGCGUGACAGCCUCCAACGUCUCCUUCCUCAACAGUGGUAACCUCCUGCACACAAUCUUCCCCCGGUCCCAGAUAUGGCUUGUCGACAAUCAGUCCGUCUUUGUGCUACGUAUACGGCAGGACUCUUACUAUCGCAUCGAGCUCCCCUAUGAGACCGACGAGGACAAGGUCAACAUCACGCACUUCAAGUCGGUAUUGGCGCAGGUGAUGCAGUACGAGAGGACACAGUGCCCGUUCGCGCGAGGAUUUGACGUCGUCGCAGAGCUGGAGCGUCCAAAGAGCCCUCCACGUAAGACGAUCAAGAGGAAGCCGUCGGGACAGGCAAAGAAGUGGGUCAUGGAUAAGACCUGGGUACCACAACAGCAUGGCUCAAGGCCUUCUACGUCUGGCACUGAUCGCUCAGAGACUGGUACUGCCUCUUCAUACGACGAAGACGACCGGUCGAGCGUCUGUACCGACAGUAGCGAAAUAGUAUCCGCGGCCCCUGACGUCCCCUUAGCGACAACUACACCCAGACCCCUCGUGUCAAAAGCGCCCCCGCGCCGCCUGUCAGUGGGAGAACGGGUCAGCAUGUUUCAAGGGCUGCGCUCAGCAACUGCGCCUAUCAAGAUGCCCAGGAGAGAAUCCGUGUCUGCCAUGGAGCGCAUAGUCGAGUCUCCUCUCUCUCCUCCGGCGAAGCAGUCUAGCGAAGCCGAUAAACCCAUCCUUGAACGUCAAAUCUCAGAUGCCCCCAGUCUGACCUCGAGUGUAGACUCGUUCUACUCUCUGAAUACUGCCACACCUUCUCCAAAGUUCCUCGAUGCGGACGAUGAUGCCAUAAACCCAUGGGCGAACACCUUCUCUAAGCAAGAUGACGAGCCGAGGGGACGUUCAACACAUCGACGCCAGGUAUCAGAGGCUACCGUUCGUGGUCCGUCCACCGAAUGUACCAAUCCAUCCGCACCUGUGACGCCUACAGUCCCAUACUAUUCCUCCACAACCCCCUCGAUCGAUGUACGGCCUUCUUCUGCGCCGUCUACACCACCGCUUGUAAGCGAUUCCGAUGACGACAGUCUUGGGCGUGCGAGCAUAGAUAUUCCUACGCCGCCUGACGCAAUCCGUAUGAGGAAGCUUACAGGGGCUUCGCAGAGGCGCGCCUUUUCUCCUAUGCCUCCAGCCCAAAACCUCUUCUGUCCACCGAAGCACAGCCCUCGCAAGGACUUCACAAAUGCCCUGGUACGCAAGACAUGCGAGCUUGUUCUCGGGCCACCUGCACACUUGGUUUCGGUCAUGCUUCGCAUCGCUACAAGCAUCUCGAAUGGUUUUGGCUUCAACACGUACCGUGUGCGCCGCGCAGAAAAGAUCCCAUGCGCCUGGGAGUCAGAUGACGAAACUGACUGGGCUGAAGAAGACGACUUCGGCAUCCCUCUCAACAACAUGGGAACUCCGGCGCUACGUCGACAGACCUUCUCUGGUGAAGUCGACUGA
Alternaria burnsii is the source of this 1779-nucleotide messenger RNA. RefSeq lists its product as uncharacterized. The transcript is spliced from 2 exons. Gene Ontology annotation, cellular component: extrinsic component of intraperoxisomal membrane. The coding region runs from base 1 to 1779 and encodes 592 amino acids. NCBI's taxonomy places the organism in Eukaryota, Fungi, Ascomycota, Dothideomycetes, Pleosporales, Pleosporaceae. The record is from RefSeq and is a predicted model, not a curated record. Gene Ontology annotation, biological process: peroxisome inheritance.